AGUUGGUGGCUGAACGUCGCAAAAGUUGCUAACAAACUGCAGGCCACGAAGGCAGAACAAAAGGCUUAUCAGCAGAGCACGUACAAUUAAAUUAUUUCGCUUUUAUGACGUACAAGUGUUGUUUGUUUUGAAGCGAUAAGAUACGCGCCUUAUCGGAGGACCGAUAGCUCCGAUACAACACUGCGCGAGAAUUGCAGUAUGUAGCCGGUUUCACCAUAGCCUCUGUUAAAGAAACCCGUCACAUCCGAGACACCAACCGAUAAUUACCUCGGUUGAAAGAAGAGGGUUGUGGAUUUUUUAGGGUAAUUUCUUGCAUUGCAAGAUGGCGAACGGCAGCUGUCAAAUCGCACAUAUACACAGGCAGACAAGAAACACAGACACGGAAAAAAUCGGCGCAAACAUCGUGAAAAGAAAAAGCAGAAAGCGGCAUCGAAAAAACCGUGGAAAAUCAAAAGUAACUCACAAAAAACAGACCAAAACUCAUCAAAAAUGUCGAUUGGAGUACCCAUUAAAGUGCUGCACGAGGCCGAGGGCCACAUAAUCACUUGCGAGACCAUUACCGGCGAGGUGUACCGCGGAAAGCUCAUCGAGGCGGAGGACAACAUGAACUGCCAGAUGACACAAAUCACGGUGACCUACCGGGACGGGCGUACAGCCAACCUGGAGAACGUCUAUAUCCGUGGCUCCAAAAUCCGCUUUCUCAUACUGCCCGACAUGCUGAAAAAUGCCCCGAUGUUCAAGAAGCAAACGGGCAAGGGGCUGGGGGGGACGGCGGGCCGCGGCAAGGCGGCCAUUCUGCGCGCACAGGCUCGGGGCAGAGGAAGGGGCGGGCCGCCGGGUGGUGGAAGAGGCAGUGGCGGACCGCCAGGAGCUCCGGGAGGCAGCGGCGGACGCGGAGCCUGGCAAGGAGGACCCACCGGCGGUCGGGGACGCGGCGGACUGUAGGAACUGGCUCCUCGACAACGCAUUUUUAAUCUCUAAGUUGCGGGCAUUAUAUUAUUAGCGGGCGGGUUGAACUUCUCCAGAUUUUUGUAAAAGUAUUUACCAGGCAGAGAAGAGCCAAAAAUACAAUUGAAACUUGAAUUGAAAA
Messenger RNA from Drosophila ficusphila, 1090 nucleotides. RefSeq names its product small nuclear ribonucleoprotein Sm D3 (gene SmD3). The coding region runs from base 490 to 945 and encodes 151 amino acids. Gene Ontology annotation, cellular component: U12-type spliceosomal complex; spliceosomal tri-snRNP complex; U4 snRNP. The transcript has 2 exons. The record is from RefSeq and is a predicted model, not a curated record. Gene Ontology annotation, molecular function: RNA binding. Gene Ontology annotation, biological process: RNA processing; spliceosomal snRNP assembly. NCBI's taxonomy places the organism in Eukaryota, Metazoa, Arthropoda, Insecta, Diptera, Drosophilidae.